This is a messenger RNA of Thalassophryne amazonica, 1432 nucleotides long. RefSeq names its product GTP binding protein overexpressed in skeletal muscle (gene gem). The transcript is spliced from 4 exons. Gene Ontology annotation, biological process: negative regulation of high voltage-gated calcium channel activity. The record is from RefSeq and is a predicted model, not a curated record. Gene Ontology annotation, molecular function: calcium channel regulator activity; GTPase activity; GTP binding. Gene Ontology annotation, cellular component: plasma membrane. Bases 93 to 1007 code for a protein of 304 amino acids. NCBI's taxonomy places the organism in Eukaryota, Metazoa, Chordata, Actinopteri, Batrachoidiformes, Batrachoididae.
UACUUUUUUUUUUUUUCCUCUCCUGAACGGUUUCCUCCGUGGAGGUUACUGGUUAUAACCGUUAAAUCCCGUCCCGUUGUUUAACCGCCGCCAUGCUCUCCAGCGUGCGGCGGCACAGCCUCCGCCUGCACACGGAGCUUCAUCGGUGGAGCAUCUGCGACCCGGGCAGCCACCUCCUCCGGGACAGUCUCCUCGCCCGGGUCCCCGCCUGCAUCUCCCGCUCCAAGUCGUGCGCCAGCUCCGCCUGGGAGUCUGACGGGAGCUGCUGGUCGUCUUCAGACUCGGUCAUCUCCACUGACUCCGCCGGGGAGCCGUUGGGAGGCGGGAUUCCGUACCGGGUGGUCCUGCUGGGAGCCAGCGGGGUCGGUAAGACGGCUUUCGUCAGCAUCUUUGCCGGCGCCGCGGACAGCAUGGACAGUGAUGACUGCGAGCUCUGUGGAGAUGAAGUGAGUGAAAAGUCAGUAGAAGUGGAUGGCGAGCUGGCAACAUUAACUCUGCUUGACUCCUGGGAUGCAGAGGCUGACAGCGAGUGGGCUCUCGAACACUACAUGCAGACGGGCGACGCCUACUUGUUGCUGUACUCUAUUACCGACCGAGCCUCGUUCCUUCGGGCAUCAGAGCUUCGGAUAACCCUGCGCCGUUACCACCCUGCCCACCACACACCCAUCAUCUUGGUGGGAAACAAGUGUGAUUUGGUGCGACGCCGAGAGGUGUCUACCAGCGAGGGUCGUGCAUGCGCUGCAGUGUACGACUGCAAGUUUAUUGAAACCUCCGCCGCCAUGCAGCACAAUGUCUGGGAAGCUUUCCAUGGCAUAGUGCGCCAGCUGCGUCUGCGAAGAGACUCUAAGGAAGCCAACAAGCGCCGGCAAUAUAUCAGUUCUAAUUCACGCCGAGAGAGCCUUCCUAUGAAGGCCAAGCGUUUCCUCAACAAGAUGGUGGCAAAGAACAAUCCAAGUAUGGCUUUCUGGUUGAAGUCAAAGUCCUGCCAUAAUCUCUCUGUACUGUAGGAACUUAACACAUUCGUGUUUUAAGGCUUUGCGCAGCAGUUGCAACAUAUGGACAUGUGCCAGAAGCCAAAGGCCUUUUAGCAGAUGGCUGGUUCAAAGCCGGUUCUCACUGUGUUCAUACCUCAUCACCAGCACAGUCGCCACCAGCAUUCUGAAUGAGACUCUUUGGAGAUUUGGACAAUGAGGCCUCAGUUUCUGUUGCACAGAUGUUAAAUCUGUGCAGUACAAAUGUCUGAGAUUAACAGAACACCAGCUGACAAAAUGUGUUUCUGCUUUUGAACAGUCAUAAUAUGUGUUGCACAUUUCUCUUUCCUCAUCUGUGUUUCUUUUGUUCUCAUUCCUGUCAAAUUGUUGAGCGCAAGUGCUAAGUUCACCAGUUGUAAAAUAGUGACGACGAAAAACGUAUUCUUUAAAAUUUUUUUGUU